Messenger RNA from Thecamonas trahens ATCC 50062, 1155 nucleotides. Its product is annotated as RNF121 protein. Gene Ontology annotation, molecular function: metal ion binding; ubiquitin protein ligase activity. Bases 1 to 1155 code for a protein of 384 amino acids. The record is from RefSeq and is a predicted model, not a curated record. Gene Ontology annotation, cellular component: Golgi membrane; endoplasmic reticulum membrane. The transcript has 2 exons. NCBI's taxonomy places the organism in Eukaryota, Apusomonadida, Apusomonadidae.
AUGGCCACCCCACCGCCGCCGGGCACCAACAUGACGGCAGCCAUAGCAGCGGCUGUGGCGCAGGGCAUGAGCGAGGAGGAGGCCCGUGAGGCCGUGACCCAUGCGGGCCACGAGUCCAUGCACUCUGCCAUGUUCUUCAUCCUUGUCGCCGCCAUGAUCGGGGCACAGAUCGGUCUGCAUCUCUGGAAGUCGCGCCAUGCCCGCUCCUACCAUAUGGUCUCUCUCCUGGGUCUCUGGCUCUUCCCGGCCAUCCUCUCGCUCUAUCACGGCUACGGUCGCAUGCUCGUCGUCUGGAUCACCUUUACCGUCGUCACCGCAUGGCUCGGCUUCAAGGCAUCGCGCAAGCCUCUCCAUCAACGCACUCCUCGCCUCGUCUACACAUGGUUCUCUGCCUUUUAUCGCCUCUUCUACGCCAUCGGCGUCAUCGGCUACAUCCUCGUCAUGGCAGAGUUCUUUGGCGUCACACACCUCCUCUCAGACUCGCACUCGCUCGCCUACUACGGCUCCCUCAUGCUCUUCUAUGGCCUUUACUAUGGCGUUCUCUCUCGCGAUGCGGCAGAGCUCGCCACCUCGUCCAUGGCUGUCUCCAUGGGCAUCAAGACCGGUAAGGACGACGGCCUCGCAUCACGCCGCUUCAAUCCCGACGUCUGCGCCAUCUGUGGCGACGGCCUCGACCGCUUUGAUGAGACCGAAAAGGUGUGCGAGCUCGACUGCAAGCACGCCUUUCACGAGUUCUGUAUCCGCGGCUGGACCAUCAUCGGCAAGAAGGACACCUGCCCGUUCUGCACCGAGAAGGUCAACCUCAAGGCCAUGUUCCGCAACCCGUGGGAGUCGCAGUCCAUCUUCUGGGGCAAUCUCCUCUCCGCCAUCCGCGCCCUCGUCGUGUGGAACCCGCUCAUCGUCCUCACAGUUCAGCCAAUGUCCGAGAGCGAGAUCGAGAGCGACGGACCCGUCCGCGACCACGACACAGCCAUCGGGUGGAUGAACGAGUCCGACGGCAUGAGUAGCGGCGAUGUCGACCGCGACCGGAGCAUGUGUGGCGGCGGCGACGCUGCCGACGAUGUGUGGCUGUCCGAAAGUGAGUCUGACGACGACGCCGACGACAGCAGCGACCGCAUCGACGCCGCAGUCCGCAGUGCCGGGACGCCGAUCUGA